This is a messenger RNA of Oncorhynchus tshawytscha (Chinook salmon), 2539 nucleotides long. Its product is annotated as hyccin. The transcript is spliced from 12 exons. NCBI's taxonomy places the organism in Eukaryota, Metazoa, Chordata, Actinopteri, Salmoniformes, Salmonidae. Bases 223 to 1734 code for a protein of 503 amino acids. Gene Ontology annotation, cellular component: plasma membrane. Gene Ontology annotation, biological process: protein localization to plasma membrane; phosphatidylinositol phosphate biosynthetic process. The record is from RefSeq and is a predicted model, not a curated record.
GCCUGUCAUUCCGAAUUAAUCCUCGGAUUCAAGCUAGUAGGAAUUGUGGUCGUAAAUGAAGAUGGAGGUGUAUGUUGAUAAAUUAUUUAGAUAAGUGGAUUUAUGAAGUAAUUGAUAGCUACCCAUAUGCUUGGACGGAACAAUAGUGGACUUGGGAGACAAAAGGAAAUCGCGAGAGAGAGAGCAUGAUAGUAGAGGUGUGUCCACAGCAGAUGACCGAAGAUGUUGGCUAUGAACCAAGGAGUGGUGGAGGAAUGGCUGUCGGAGUUUAAGACCCUUCCUGACAGUGCAGUGUCCAGCUACGCAGCAUCUCUGAAGGAGAAAGGCUCCCUGGUCCCAGCGCUCUACAAAGUCAUCAGAGAGAACUACAGUGAUCUGUUGGAACCCGUGUGUCACCAGCUGUUUGAGUUCUACCGUAGCGGGGAGCUUUGGCUACAGCGGUUUGUGCUCCAGUUCCUCCCUGAGCUGCUCUGGUCCCUCCUCCUGGCUCCGUCUGCAGCCAGGGACCCACACACCUCGGGCUGUAUAGAGGCCCUGCUACUGGGGAUAUACAACCUGGAGAUCGUAGAUAAGGAUGGACAGAGUAAAGUCCUCUCUUUCACUGUCCCCUCCCUCUCCAAACCCUCAGUCUACCACGAGCCCUCCCACAUUGGCUCCCUGGCAUUGACUGAAGGGGCUUUAGCCAAUCACGGGCUGAGUAGAGUGGUGUACAGCGGGCCUCACCUACAGAGAGAAACCUUCACUGCUCAGAACAGGUUCGAGGUGCUGACCUUCCUGCUGCUGAGUUACAAUGCGUCCCUCAGUUACAUGUCCUCCUCCUCUCUGCAGUCCCUCUGCCAGCUCAGCUCCAGGGUGUGUAUCUGUGGUUUCCCACGACAACACUUGAGGAGGUAUAAAGGUAUCAGCUCUCGUCUGACCGUCACCUCUGAGUUCCUGGUUCAACUCGUCACUGGGAUACACUACGCACUGUGUAAUGGGGAGAUGGACCUGGGUUCCAAGGCGCUGGAUGAUGUUCUGUACCGAGCUCAGCUAGAAUUGUUCCCUGAAGCUCUACUGGUGGGUAAUGCCAUCAAGUCCUCUCAACAGUGUGCAGCGCUAAAGUCUGGCGCUAGUAAAGAAGGAACUCGCAUCAUUCAGGUGGAGAUGACUCCUACUUCCUCUAGGAUCUCACGGAACGCAGUCACUUCACUCUCUAUCAGAGGACAUCGCUGGAAACGACAUGAUGCAGUGGAUUUGGGUUCCCCGGACGAGUUGAUGGAUAUCUCGGAAGUGGAUGAAGGGGUGUGGCCUAAAAGAGGGUCCGGCCCGGACUACCUGACUCCGCCCACCAUCACUAUCAGCAACAGUAUCACCCCUGGGGUGGGAGGGACCAAGACAGGAAGCAGGAAGUGGCAUUUAGGUGGACGGUCGCAUAAGGAGAAGGAGACUUGUACUCCAGGGGGGCAGGCUUUGAUCGAGAACCUGGAUCUAUCAAUCAAACGUCUGACGCUGACGUCCAGCCAAUCGGUGCCCAAGGGGCCGAGCCAUAGCGCUCUGAGCAGCCUAUCGCGUACAGCCAGCGCCGUGUUCUCCCGCUCCUUCGAAGGAAACAACACUGGAGGUAAUCGUGGUAACCCAGAGGCUGGCCGCUAUUCAUGCAGUGGCAGUCUACAGGAGGAGGAGCUAGGCUAUAUAAGCCCCUCCCACACCCAGCGCUCGCCAAGCAUCAGGGUGCACUUUAGGAGUGACCUGUGAACCCUGAUAUUUAACCCUUGACUUCUCACCACCCAUCUAAACCCUCUAACCCCAUGCCCCUGUACCUUUUGAUCUGGACUCCCAGCCUGCCAGUGGGACUGGAACCCAAACUCAUUAACACAUGCCCUCCCUUCUUUCCUCCCCACUCCACACUUCAUCUCCCCCCCUCUUCUUCUCCAGUAGGACAGCUUCCCACUUCCAAAGGCCGGCUCCUCUCCUCCCCCUCCUCUCUCCCCAAAGCAAGAGCCUGGUGUGAGAGAGCCGGGACCCUGGGUCCAGCCCUCAUCCCUGGAGUUACUGAACCACCCCUCCUUGUGGUAACUAGACAGAACUGCAGACUGGACAGAGUGACUCACUACAACUGUUUUUGUAAAAGGUUUGGAAAUUGAGCAUUUAAAAAAACUCCUGUUUGUCCUGCUUGACUUUCCAUACAUCCCUCCUGACCUGUGUGUGUGUGUGUGUGUGUGUGUGUGUGUGUGUGUGUGUGUGAGAGAGAGAAUGAAUAGGAGAGUUUAGAGCCCCCAACCCCUUCCACUCUGCACCCCAAUGGUAAUCCUGUACUCCUACCCAUCAUGCACUAGGGUUUGAACAACCCCAACACAACGCCAAGUUCACACUCCUGUUGCCAUAGCAUCCCACGAAACGAUUAAACGACAGAUUGCUAAAUUGUAGAAACCCCCCCCCAAAAUGAUGAAUGUCGUAAAUGUCUGAAUAGUAUUGAUUGAUGUUAUCCUAUUAGAAGCAAUAUUUUCUCACUGAUCUCAUCAAUAAACAAGCUUAUUGGGGUUUGUGUGUUUCAGAUCAA